UUCACAAACAUCCACCCUGACCCAAUGGCAGUAACAGUUCCAAGAUGCGCUUGGCCUAUUGCCUCUUUCCGACAUUAAUCUGUUUUCACUCCCCCAAACUCUUCUUCUUUCUACUCCUUCUCACUUAUCACGCACAAAUUACACGAAUCUAAUGUACUUCACCCCAGGCCCUAACUCCCUUCUUCCCUAGCUAGGGUUUAUCUCUCUCACUCACUCCCAACAAAAUCCUACCCUUCCCCUCCCCAAUCUUCAUUCUCCCUCGCGAUUCUUCCUUCAAACUGUGGUUUCGCAAGAAUCCUUUCGCUCGCGGCAAUUUCGAUGAUUCAAAUAUAAAAAGAGGAAUCAAUCUUCUAUGCUCUGUUAGAAGCAGUGAAGGUUGGAAUUUUGGUGUUAGUUUAUUUCUGGUUUUAAUUGAAUGCAAAGUUCGCACUGGAAAGAUGUAUAAUCAAGUGAAUCGCGGUUCUCAUUUUGGGCAGAGUUCUGUCCCUCCGCUGCUGCCACCACCGCCACCACCACCACCGCCAUAUCAGCAAGCUCCGCCACAUUUCCAUCAAUUCCCACCAUCUAACGUUGGUGGUCCUCCACCACCACCACCACCACCACCACCACCACCUAAUAUUGGGGGUCCACCGCCGCUGCCACCUCCUAACAUUGGUGGUCCACCACCACCUCCACCGCCUCAUAAUGUUUAUUUACCCGGAUCUCUGCCUCCACCUCCUCCUACUUCGUCUUCCUCAGUUUCCUUGAACCUUGCUGUUCAAGGUUGGCAUAAUGUGAUGCCAAAUUCAGGACAAUCGUAUGCUGUCCCUUCUCAAUUACACCAUGUGAACACCAUGGGGCCACAAACAUCUUGGGCUCCAGCGCCACCAACUAGAGUAUUGCCGCCGCCACCACCACCUCCCUCGGCUUCCCAAGGACAUAUUUUGUAUAACCCUCCUUUCCAUGGUCCUCCUCUGCAGUCCGGUGAUGUUCAGAAUCUGCAUAAUGCUCCUCCACCACCACCUCCUUCAGUGUAUUUCCAUUCAACUGUUGGGAAUUACCACGUGCCUUCUGGUGUUCCCCCACCAUUGCCAUCAUCUCCACCACCUGUUCUGCCGGCUCCACCGCCAGUAACGUCUGCAUCAUCAAAUGGUGCACGCACUGAUGACACUCACUCUGUGAAGGUUUCUGGCUUGGAAUCAAAGGCUGCAGAACUGGUUGACGGAGUUGUAGCUUCUCAUCCGUCUGGUGUUGUGCCUGUACAUGGUUCUGAUUCUAAUUGGGAUGGUGCAAGUUGUAGAGAGGUUGCUGGUGCUGGCAGAGAUGAGGAUCUUCCCCCACCCAAGCCAACAGAAGAAAAAACUGUGCAGAAGAUUGAAGCUUUGUGUCAGCUUAUUGCUGAGAAGGGUGCUGAUAUCGAAGAUAAAAUUUGUCAAGAUGAAUUUCAGAAUCCUGAAUAUGCAUUUUUCAUUGGUGGAGACCCGGGAACCGAAGCUGCAAUUGCUCACACUUAUUUCCUGUGGAUGAAGAAGAAAUAUAAUUUGGAUACUCGAUGGCAUGAAAAGAGAAGACAAUCAGAUAUAGUAUACUCUUCAGGGGAGCAGUAUCGUCUGCAUGUUACAACCGUGAGUGCCGAUUCUGACAUGGAAAUGGAAGAUGAUAUCACACUUUCUGACAAGGACCAAGGUUCAAAUUAUGCCACUGAAGUCCUAACUCAUGGACAUAAUCGGGAUGAUGAAGUGUUUAGCAUGAAUAAGAAUAUAAAGCAGCUGCAGAAUUUAACAGAGAAUGACCCUGCCAAGGACAUCUCAUCGUGCAGCGCAUCAUACUUUGGAUCCCUGGGAGCCAGCAAACAGGAUGGAGAGGAUAGGUGUGGCAAGUCAUUGUUCAGGAUCAUUGCAUGUGGAAUACAUUCAGAAGGAAUUACUUUUUAUCUCGUUUUUGACGUAGCCCUAUCAGAAUUCAGAAGUGGACCAGAGAUUUUAUCUGAAUCAGAGCACAUCAAAUCUGUAAGAUCUGUUACCAAGGUUUGUAGUCCUGUGAAUGACUCCACUAAAGUGGCUGAAUUACCCCUGGGUGCAGCUUUGGAGAAAUCUACAGCUCCUGUAGAUGAUGAUUUCACACGUACCAGUACUUCUGAUCACAAUGAAACCACUACUACUGAUAGAGAUUCUGGGCUACUCAUUAGUAGUGGCAGCCCAAUAAGACUUCUUCAAGAUUAUGCUUCUGAUGACACUUCAGAUAAUGAAGAUGAAGGCAAUGCUGCGGAUGCUAAUGUUUUCACGGUCUCAGGAGGUGCUGACACUGGUGUUUCAGCUGCACGUAAAGAUUCUGGGAGUUAUAUGGAGACUGAUAUCGGAUCUAAGAUUCCUUCCAGUGCCCAAAAGGGGUUUGGGCCGCUCUCCAGAAAAUCGCAGGAUGAUUCGGAAAUAGCUCCACAUUUAUUACGAGAGUCUAAGGAAACCCGUUACCGUAAAAAAUCUGUCUCACGUUGGUCUAGUGAGCAUAACCUUGAAAAUCAGGUGUCUGCUUUAAAGGGCAAAGAUGGAUUAGAGAGUACUGGCAUUGACAGUGGUAGUAAAAGUGGUAAUGCUGAAAAGGAAGAUGAUGGGAAAACCUCAAAGUUGGAACCAAAUGUUCUGAAAGUUGAUGAAUUCGGAAGACAUCUCAAAGAAGGUCUUACAGAUAGUGACUCUGAUGAUUCACGCUAUCAUCAGACAAGCAGACUAAACAAAAGAGAUAGAAGCUGGAGUCGCAGCCGGUCUCCUCCAGGCAGGAGGAGUAGGAGGAAUAGGAGGAGUCCCUGCAGGAGAAGGGAUAAAAGAAACAGGUCUCGCAGCUGGUCUCCCUGGCACCGAAGAAGUAGGAGUAGGUCUCCAAUCUCAAGACGUUCAGGUGACUUUCGUGGUGAGAAUGUGAAAAGGGACAAGGAUCAGUGCUUGGACUUCCUUCGAGGAAAGUGCUAUCGAGGAGCAUCUUGCAAGUACAUUCACCAUGAAUCUGACAUGAAUGCUACUUCAAGGCGCUAUAGGAAUAAACAUGAUCUGGAAGCCAGUUCUCGUGCAAAAGAAUCUAAGAUUAAUGGAGACAUGAAGAGUAUUUCUUCUAAAGUGUUGGAUAAUGAGCGUGAUGGAUUCAGAAGUCAGGAUGUGAAUCUUUUCCAGAAUGUAACUAGCCAGGAAGUAAUGAAGAAAAAAGAAGAUUCAGGAAGGCAUGCUGUUGCAUCAACUACCAUUCAUCUUGAUGGUCAAUCAGUUAAUAUCAAUCUAAGUAAAUCUGAAUGUAGCAGAGAGGUUGCUCCUGAAAAGCUGGAAACCAUAGUAGUGAGGGAGGAACCUAAGACUUUAAUCCUUAAAAAUGAUGGUUUGAAAGCAGGGGAUUCUCAUCAGCAACACUUAGUUGAUGGUUUUCACCCUGAAGCUUUAGGCAGUGGUGAUGCUUCUAAACCAUCUGGUACAUAUAAAGAUGUCAUUCCCUCAGAAGAUGGUUCAUUUGUUCGGCAAAUGCAAUUCAAUGUUUCUGCUGUUGGAAUUCCAGAACAUUCUGGGUACAUGUCUCAGCAUGUGAAUGCAUCCUUUGUGACUGAUUCAUCACCUGAUAAAAGAUCAAUUGUUUCUGCUAGUGUUAAUGAAGCUCCUGGUAGUGAACUGUUACCAUUGUUGUCAUCAACUCAGCAACAGUCAGCCACUAGUUCUGUUGGGCAAUGUGUCACAUCAGAGCAGCCUUCAUUGCACUCUGAGGCUUUUGAAGAGUUACCUCCACAGAGUGGUUCUUCUGGGGAAUUACGGCUUCAUACUUACCAGUUGCCAGCUUCUGCUGUUUCACAUUUCCAGGGUGAAAAUCCUGUGCAUAUGCCACAAAUUUCAAGGCAGUAUGGUGCAAUGCAACAAAGUGCAUUCUUUCCUUUCCAAUCCACUACGAGAGAAAAGUUUGAACCUUACCCAGCUCCAUUACACAUGCAGAAUGCUCACUUCAAUGUACCACCUAAUAGCUCUUGGACAUCCUUGCCACUGCCACCACCACCGCCACCAGGCCCACCACCAAGAGCGGUGUAUAAUUCCAGUUUAAACUCAGGAGUUGUAAAAUCAUAUAUUUCUUCUGAAUUCAAUCAGAGUCAAUUGCAUUCAAGAACUGACUUUGUUUCUCAGACUUCCAUGAAGUCUGGGUUACCAACUGGUUCUCAGAAUUCUGAAUUUCAGGAUCAAGCAUACCCUCCAAUGCAGGAUCAUUCACUAAUUUUCAUGCUUACAGAACCUUUCUCUCCAAAGCAUCUCCCUCAGGGGAACCCAGCUAGUCAAUUGCCUUCAGGCUCUAAUCUCAAUAGAGAUGAUUUUCAUAAUCAACUUCCUAUGCAGGAUUCAAAAUUUUCAAGUACCACAUCAUUUGGGAGCCUGCAGCCUCAAUCAAAUCAAUUUUCCUGGAAGUUGGAUGUGAACAGACUACAACCUACUCUGGGUGGCAAGUUGCCUCCUGAAGGACAUCUUAUGACAUCUUCCCACAUCGAUUCAUUAUCACAGAAGCAACAACCAAUGUAUAAUUUUCAAUGUUCUGUAUCCGAGGCUAAUUUGGGUGUGCCUGGGGAGACUGUUACUGUUUCAAGAUAUCCAUCUGAUUUUCUGGAUAGCAAUCAUUCAACUUCUCUUCCAUCUUUUGGGGGAUCAAGAAUAUCUGCUCACUAUAAUCCUUAUGCAUCAACCUUUGAGAAACCACUAAGUUCCAAAUUCAGUUCAAGUAUUUAUAGACAGGAAGAUGAAAUAAUCCAUGGUAACAAUUAUGCUUCUUCUAGAUUGAACCAUACUCCUGUAAAUGGGGAAGGUGAUGGUGUGGUUGGAUUAAGACAGUCAGCUUCCUCAUCAAAAUCAGCUAGAGCUCUUGGUCAGAUUUUACCUAGGUCUGGUGGUGACCAAUAUGACCCGAUUUUUGACAGCAUUGAACCAUCAUCCUCUUCUCUGAAAAAAAUUGAUUUUGAUCAGAAGAAGGAAGUUACAGGUGAAUCCAACAUCAGCCUAAGGCCCAAAAGUUCUUACAUGUCUUUGGACUCGGAUGAGAAGAACAAGCAGGAGGAGGUUGGGGCUGUUGCCUCUACCACUUCUCAAAAUAUUGAUGAAUAUGGUGAAACAGCAGAUGCAGAAGUUGGUGCUGUUGAAAAUGAGAGCCUAAGUGAUGAUGUGGAUGUUGCAAAACUGACUUCAGGGGAGGUUGAGAUUAAUCAGGUCAAGUCUCCUGGGAAAAGAAAAAAGAGUAAGGAUUCCAGAUCAAUGAAAUUGUUCAAAGUUUCCAUUGCAAACUUUGUAAAGGAGGUUUUGAAACCAUCAUGGCGGCAAGGUAAUAUGAGUAAGGUGGCUUUCAAAACCAUUGUGAAAAAGACUGUGGAUAAAGUGUCAGGAGCCAUGAAAGGCCACCGUGUACCCAAGUCCCAAACGAAGAUAAGUCAAUAUAUUGAUUCAUCACAGCGAAAGUUGACUAAACUUGUGAUGGGUUAUGUUGACAAGUAUGUCAAGGUAUGAAAGUGAAGUAUGCAAAUGUUUCUCCAACAUUAAAUGUCAAUAUAGGUGCAUCAUUUCAACAGAAAACAUCGAUGCUUCCCUGGAGUUGUCUCCUCUCAAUUAAAGGCAUACUAGGUAGGUGCGAGAAUGAUUGAUCAACAUUCAAGUUCCUCAAGUUUUGGUCGUCACCAAUAUGUAUGUAUUGUAUUUUCUACUUGUUAUUCUUUGUGAUUUGCUUUUAAUUUAUAGUUUCCACCUCAUGUUAUAUAAUAGCAUUUUGAAGUAGUUUACCCGUGAAUAUUGCAAAGUUGGAAUUAGUUCUCUUUUUAUUGUUUUUA
Molecule: messenger RNA, 5803 nt
Organism: Glycine soja
Lineage: Eukaryota; Viridiplantae; Streptophyta; Magnoliopsida; Fabales; Fabaceae
Product: serine/arginine repetitive matrix protein 2-like
Exons: 7
Coding region: 438-5486 (1682 amino acids)
Biological process (GO): RNA processing
Molecular function (GO): metal ion binding; RNA binding
Source: RefSeq, a predicted model, not a curated record